AUUGUAUCGCGCUGUCUUUGAACCAACAUUCCUACUAAUAACUUUACUCGUUCUCCUUAUAAGCUCUGAACUCUAUAGUCCAUUUCUAUUCCGCCUCUGAAAAUCCUAUUAUCUCCAAUACUACCGAGUAGCCACGGUUGGGAAUGGAGUUCUCGGAGUUUCGUCCACUGGACGACAACUUACUGCUCGAUUACAUAAAGGCCACGCCUUCUCUCUCAUCUAUUGUUGGGAACAAUUUUGAUGACUUGACGGUCAAGGAGAUUGGGGGUGGUAAUCUCAAUUACGUCUAUAUCGUUGUUGGCUCAUCUGGGUCCUUCGUCAUCAAGCAGGCGCUUCCUUACAUGCGUUGUAUUGAAACGUGGCCAAUGACAAGGGAAAGGGCUUAUUUUGAGGCCUUGGCACUGAAAGAGCAUGGUCGAUUAUGUCCUCAAAAUGUUCCUAAAGUUUAUCAUUUUGAUCGUACAAUGUCUUUGAUUGGCAUGCAAUACUUGGAGCCUCCGCAUAUAAUCCUCAGGAAGGGGUUAAUUGCUGGAGUUGAAUAUCCAUUGCUGGCAGAGCACAUCUCAGAUUAUAUGUCAAAGACUCUUUUUUAUACAUCCCUGCUUUACCACACCACCUUGGAGCACAAAGGCUUGGUUGCUCAAUUUUGCGGGAAUGUUGAAUUAUGCAGACUAACUGAGCAGGUUGUUUUCUCUGAUCCUUACAAAGUCUCUCAGUUUAACCGUUGGACUUCCCCUUAUCUUGAUUGUGAUGCCGAGGCUAUUCGAGAGGAUAAUACUCUGAAGCUUGAAGUUGCUGGGCUGAAAUCUAUGUUUUGUGAAAGAGCUCAAGCAUUAAUACAUGGAGAUCUGCACACUGACUCCAUCAUGGUUACCCUGGAGUCAACUCAGGUCAUUGAUCCAGAAUUUGCAUUUUAUGGACCUAUGGGUUAUGAUGUUGGAGCUUUUAUUGGGAACUUGAUGUUGGCUUUCUUUGCCCAAAAUGGACAUGCGAAUGAACACAAUGACCGGAAAAUAUACAAGAAAUGGAUUUUGAGGACAAUUGAAGAGACCUGGAAUCUUUUCCAUGAUAAAUUCAUUGCACUCUGGGAUAAGCAUAAAGAUGGCCCUGGAGAGGCUUAUCUUCCAGAAAUUUAUAAUAACGUUGAGCUUCAACAGCAAGUACAAAGAAAGUACAUGAACGAUCUGUUCCAUGACACCCUUGGAUUUGGCGUGGCAAAAAUGAUACGGAGAAUUCUUGGCGUGGCGCACGUAGAAGAUUUUGAGUCAAUAACUGAUCCUAGCAAACGGGCAAAUUGUGAGCGAAGGGCUCUUGAAUUAGCAAAGAAGCUUCUCAAGGAAAGGCGGAAAUUCCUGUCCAUCUCAGAAGUUGUAUCAACCAUUCUGGAACUCGAAGCAUGAUGAAAUUUUCCUAAGUUAAUGGCCUGUUUGAGUUUUUGAUGUCCGAGUAAACUGCUAGCUCUUUCUGCAAGUGCUCAAUCAAUGUUUACAUUGCAUAAACAAAACUUGUUUGUUUCUCAAAGGCGAAUAGAUACAGUCCACUCUGAAGUCGGCUCUUUCCACGAAGGAUGAAGAAGUUGUAAUAAUAUGCUGUGUGUUUUCCAGGGCAAAAAAUAUAUCCGUGCUUGCAUUAAUAUAAACACCUGUAUUUAUAUGAUUUUCUUAUUGUCUUGUUUGUUGUAUUUGUAUGGAACUCUGCCUGCUUUAGACAUGAAUUUUCUAGUGCAA
Messenger RNA from Tripterygium wilfordii, 1727 nucleotides. RefSeq names its product methylthioribose kinase-like. NCBI's taxonomy places the organism in Eukaryota, Viridiplantae, Streptophyta, Magnoliopsida, Celastrales, Celastraceae. The transcript has 6 exons. The record is from RefSeq and is a predicted model, not a curated record. Bases 144 to 1400 code for a protein of 418 amino acids. Gene Ontology annotation, molecular function: S-methyl-5-thioribose kinase activity.